This is a messenger RNA of Punctularia strigosozonata HHB-11173 SS5, 2247 nucleotides long. RefSeq names its product indigoidine synthase A-like protein. Gene Ontology annotation, molecular function: pseudouridylate synthase activity. The transcript is spliced from 11 exons. Lineage: Eukaryota; Fungi; Basidiomycota; Agaricomycetes; Corticiales; Punctulariaceae. Bases 1 to 2247 code for a protein of 748 amino acids. The record is from RefSeq and is a predicted model, not a curated record.
AUGUUGCAGUUUGCAACAAGACGCGUUCCAGCGAGCGUGCUUCGUCUGCGCGGAGCAUUCGCCUCGUCGAUUGCUGGGCCCGGAUUGCCCUCCUUCGUCGACGUGCAUCCCGAAGUACAGGAUGCUCUAGCGCACAACCGUCCUCUCGUUGCACUAGAGACCACCAUUGUCACACACGGUAUGCCUCAGCCGACCAACCUCGAGACCGCACGCUCUGUCGAGCGUAUUGUAAGAUCCACUGGGAGUGUUCCUGCAACAAUCGGGGUGAUUUCGGGGCGCGUUAAGAUUGGGCUUGAACCAGCUGAGCUCGAAUAUCUGGCUGACGUGAAGCAGAAUUCGGGGGUGGUCAAGCUUUCGCGGAGGGAUAUUGGGCCUGCUAUCGCAAUGAAGCGGGAUGGUGGCACCACCUGCAGCACGACCCUCAUAUUUGCAGCGCUCGCAGGCAUCAAGAACUGCAAUGGCAGGCUAGGCGGUGUCCACAGAGGCGGGGAAAAUUCUAUGGACGUUAGCGCUGACCUUCACGAACUCACCCGAUGCCCGGUCGGCCUUGUAUCCGCCGGUGUCAAAUCCAUCCUCGACAUUGGCAGAACUCUGGAAUACCUAGAAACUCUCGGUGUUCCGGUUUUGACAUACGGAGAAAACAACGAGUUUCCGGCAUUUUACAGCCCCCAGAGCGGUUUUAAGAGCGCAUGGUCCGUAAAUGAUCCCUACACCGCGGCUAGGAUCUUGCAUUCGCAAGCUGCUUUGAACAUGACCACCGGAGCACUCUUCGCGGCACCCAUUCCAUCAGCCUACCACGGCGUCGGAGCAGAGCUUCAGGCCGCCGUGGAACAAGCCGUCAGGGAAUCGGAAGAGAACGGCAUGAGCAAGCGAGGGAAGGAGGUCACGCCAUGGCUUCUGGCGCGCGUCGGCGAUCUGACUAGGGGCAAGUCUCUGGCGAGCAACGUGGCUCUCAUCGAAAACACGGCAAAAAUAGGUGGUCAGAUAGCCGCAGCAUACUCGCAAUUGGUUGGCGGAACCGAGACAAGCUUUACAGGUUCCGCCAAGUUGGCUGUCGUAGGUUCCGCAGCUGUUGAUAUUACGGCAAGACCUCGCUCAGACUCCGAGGUCGCCCUCGGAACACAUAGCACCGCCCCCGGCAUGGUCAAUAUAUCUUUAGGUGGUGUCGCCCGCAACAUGGCCGAGGCCGCACACCGUGUUAUCACCUCACGAGCUCCCCAAGAAACGUCUGCCACAGCACUAAUAUGCGGCAUUGGCCAUGACUCUUUCGGACGUCUGAUAAAAGACGAGACGCAGCUUCUUGGAAUGCGGACAGAUGCGUUUGUCCAAAGCGACCAAAGUCGCAGUGCAGUGUGCAAUAUGCUCUUAGACGUUCAUGGAGGGCUGAUGUCUGGCAUCGCGGAUAUGGAUAUCACAGAGCAGUUGACGGGCGAGCAGGUUUUGCAGGAGCUGCAGCGAUUGAGACCUUGCGUAGUUGCGCUGGAUGCGAAUUUGGCCCCGUCAACCUUGGAUGCGGUCAUCCGAUACUGUCAGAGGGAGGGCAUUACUUGUACCGAGCCCACCUCCGUGCCGAAGUCCACGAGGAUAUUGCCGGGAAUUGCGACCAGCCUUUCCAGAUGUGCUGCGUCAGGUCCUUCCCCGGUGUCCUUUGCCUCGCCCAAUCUCCUGGAGCUAGUUCACCUUUACGCCGCCGCCAGAGCGGAUUCGCCAGAGCUGACUAGUCAUAAUUACUGGUGGGAUGCAGUCCACAGCUUCAAGAUCGGCGGAGAGUUUCGAAUGGACCUUGAGCACCUUGCUAGGCGGAACGUCACCGAGGAAGACUCUUCCAAGGGCACCCUCUCCUUCCUCGUUGAGAAGGGCAUCGGGCAGAUGGCCAUCAAUAUGUUGCCAUUCUUCGGCGGACUCGUCAUUAAGUGCGGCGACAAAGGCAUUAUUGUUGCGAUGCGUAUCCGAGGGAGAACGGCCUGGAGCUCCGAGCGAACGAAUCUAGCGGGGAGAUACGUGGUUGCGCAUGGGGAUGACUCCGUUGUGGUGCUCAAGCAUUGCCCGGGCAUCGUUGUUCCGCCAGAGAGCAUCGUCAAUGUCACAGGCUGCGGUGAUUCCUUGGUGGGAUCGCUCCUAGCGGACCUCGCAAUGAAUCCUGCGGUCCUCAACGACCCGGACGGUUUGGAAGGGACUAUUUCUAGGGCUCAACGAGCUGCAGUAUUGACACUGCAGAGCGUCUAUGCUGUAUCUCCGAAGUUAUGA